This is a messenger RNA of Metarhizium album ARSEF 1941, 1908 nucleotides long. Its product is annotated as key lime pathogenicity protein. The transcript has 2 exons. Lineage: Eukaryota; Fungi; Ascomycota; Sordariomycetes; Hypocreales; Clavicipitaceae. The record is from RefSeq and is a predicted model, not a curated record. The coding region runs from base 1 to 1908 and encodes 635 amino acids.
AUGACCAAGGCCACGUCUACUGCUAGAGAGGAACAACUUCAGCUCGAGGUAGACACAUUGAAGGCGCGGGUCGAGCUUUACGAGAACCGUAUUGCAUCACAGCAUCACCAUUCCCCGGACCCUGGAUUUUCCACAAAUCCUCCAUGCUGGACUGCUCAAUCCUCAAAGGGAAGUCGAGCAUCCUUUGAUGCCGCCAUGGACGGUCGACGCGGUCAUGCCUGGCGUACUCAAGCCCGCCAGAAAGAUGUCUUGCAGCAGGACCAUCCGGAUCAUCUUAUGACUCGCAGCAUAUCCAACCACUCCGAGCUAGACAUGCCAUACAUGUACGGCGGCGCAGCGGCCUCCUUCGCCAGUGCCCCGGGCUUAGUGAAUGGGUCUUCUCGUGCGGCCUCGAUCAGUAGCCACUUGGCCAGUGUGCAUGGAAAUGUCACUCUUCCUGAUGUUGGAGUACAUCCCGGAAAUUAUCUUUUGACUCAAGAUUGGUACAGUGAGCAGUCGUACUUGGCCUCGAAUGAGACUUAUUUGUCUCCAUACGAAGCUCAGAACAGCACUGUACCUUCAGCUCCUCCGUCUAUGGUGUCUGGGUUCUCAGCCCAGGAACCUACCCAACCACUAACAAGACAGAAUAGCUCUUUUGGUGGCAGCCUUGAUGCCAAUAUGGUGAGAUUUCCGUCGUCUCAAUCUCAUCGUACAGACGAGCUUUCGCCUCAUGACCCUCUGCGGCCCUCCGACGCCGAGAAUCAUUGUGCCAUAAGCACGGUCUCUGAGACCUACUUCCUGGCUAUAGGUUCCCGUUUCAGCAUGAAUGGCCAGGAAUAUCCUCCAGCUACUGGAAAUGCUCCUCUGCUGUUGCCGACAUCUGUCUCGCAGUCAAUGGAACGCUCCAUCUCGAACACCAGUACUUCUAGUGCCAAGUCAGCGGGCUCGAAUGCAGAGCGUCGUGCAAGGGAGGCUCUGACGCGUACUCUCCAAAACGGCAAGACGAAUGUCAUUCGUCCCAAAGCCGAUAGCACGCCGACUGCUACGAAUCCAACUGCUGCACCUCAAAGAAAAGCCGGCAAGAUGGCUCUGCAAAAGACGCCCUAUCAGCGACCCAAGGGCCCCAAAGUCUUUUGUCGUUUCUGCAAGGACCAUCCCGAUGGCUUCCGCGGUGAUCACGAACUUCGCCGUCAUCUUAACGCCAAACACAAAGGUGUUGUAAAGAAAUACGUGUGUCGGGAUCCAGCAACUGUUGGACUUACGUCCGGGGUCCAGGCUUUGCAACCACUCUCGGAUUGCAAGGCCUGUUCUUCGGGCAAGAAGUACGGGGCGUACUAUAAUGCUGCGGCCCAUCUUCGCCGCACCCAUUUCAAACCAAAAGCACCUCGCGGCAAGAAUAAGAAGCCUAAUGACGAGAAGCGUGGUGGAAAGGGCGGCGGUGACUGGCCUGCCAUGUCCGAGUUGAAACUUUGGUUCAAAGAAGUUCUGGUCAGCCGGGAUGAUGAUGAUGGUGAUGAUGAUGAUGAAUGCUCUGUUAUCGAAGUCCCCGAUGGCGAAGAUCUAGCUGUUGACGAUGAUAGCAACAGUUUUGAUUGGAUGAUUGAUCAAACUGUCGACGAAAAUGCCUCUGACUGUGAUGCUGAGGGCGACUCUUGCAUCCCUCCUUGGAGCACCAUGACUGCACAAUAUCAACAUGAUGGCAUGUGUGGUCUGAGAACCACAGCUGUUGAGGAUACACAAAUGGGUGAACUCUCAUCGCUGGACCAAGUACAUCCAGUCAGCUACGCGCUUGAUGAGUUUUCCUUGGCUGGGAAUGACACUGGUCCUUACGACCCGGUUCUCCUGGAGUCUACCUCAUCCACUUCUGCCCCCGCCUUUUACAUCCACGGUCAAUCUUAUCAAAGGCCCAACGGCCCCGGCCCGGUGUAA